AUGAUGCUGGUUAGGAGUAGGAUUGUCUGGCAAAGGUUCGUUGCUAGGGGUUUUGCUACUGGUGGAGCAAAGGUGAAAUCACCACAAUUGGCAGAUGUUUUGAUCGUUGGUGGUGGUCCAGCUGGUUUGACUUUAGCUGCUGCUAUUAAGGCAUCUCCUGCUUUGAAACAUUUCAAGACUGUUUUGGUUGAUGGAGGUGAUAUUAAGGAUAAGGUUGGUUCUUUUUACGAUUCACCACCAGAAAAUUACACUAAUCGUGUGGUUAGUUUGACUCCACCUUCUUUGGAUUUUAUCAAGUCUAAAGUUGGUAUUAAUUUGAUGGAAGACAGAAUGAUGGUUUAUGACGGGGUCUAUGUCACUGACGGUUGCUCAAAUGGGACUAUUGAUAUGGAGAAAGAUGGAAUUUCUCAUAUGGUGGAAAUUUUAAAUGUCCAGUCUUCUGCUUUGAAAAGAUUAACAGACUUGCAAUUGGGUGAAGAUAGCUUUAAGCUUAUUGACAAGACUAAAGUGGCUAGUAUCAAGUACAGCGACCCUAAUGAUGCCACUUCCUGGCCAAUUGUAACUUUGGAAGAUGGUCAAGCUUUUAAAACAAGGUUAUUGGUAGGCGCCGAUGGUUUCAAUUCUCCUGUUAGAGCUUUCUCAGGUAUCCAAUCCCGUGGCUGGUUCUACAAUGAAUUUGGGAUUGUUGCCACCAUGAAAUUAGAAUACCCGCCUUACAAGGUUAGAGGUUGGCAAAGAUUUUUACCAACUGGUCCAAUUGCCCACUUGCCAUUACCAGACGACAAUGCCACUCUUGUGUGGACCCACAAUGACGAAACCACAAAAUUGCUAGUAUCGUUGACACCAGAAGCAUUUACUGCCAUGGUCAACGCUGCUUUCGUUUUGGAUAACGCUGACAUGCAAUAUUAUUAUAAUAAAUUAAAGGAAAAAAGUAUCACUGAUAAAGAUUUAAUAGAAGAUAUUGAUUCAAGAAUACAACAGGUGUUCGACAAUCUAGAAAAUGAAUCUGAUAUCGACGAAUGUUAUCCUACAAGAAUUGCCAGUAUAAUAGGUGAAUCAAGAGCAAGGUUUCCAAUGAAAAUGUUCCAUGCUGACACUUAUUGUGCCGAGAGAAUUGCACUAUUAGGUGAUGCUGCCCAUACCACACAUCCUUUAGCUGGCCAAGGUUUGAAUAUGGGGGAAGGUGACACUGAAGCUUUAGUCAAUGCUUUGGAAAAGGCCACUUACAGAGGCCUGGAUAUCGGUUCUCUUCUAGCUUUACAGCCAUUCUGGGCAGAUCGUUACUCAACCAACACCAUACUGCUAGGAAUAGCCGACAAAUGCCAUAAAUUAUACGGUACAGAUUUCGCUCCUAUGGUUGGCCUAAGAACUAUUGGUGCAAAUUUCAUCAAUAAUUUUAGUCCAAUUAAAGAUUUAAUUACAAAUACAUUGGGUACCUCUGCCAGGGAACCAAUUGCCAAAAAAUAA
Molecule: messenger RNA, 1467 nt
Organism: Vanderwaltozyma polyspora DSM 70294
Lineage: Eukaryota; Fungi; Ascomycota; Saccharomycetes; Saccharomycetales; Saccharomycetaceae
Gene: COQ6
Product: putative N,N-dimethylaniline monooxygenase COQ6
Exons: 1
Coding region: 1-1467 (488 amino acids)
Biological process (GO): ubiquinone biosynthetic process
Cellular component (GO): mitochondrion
Molecular function (GO): 2-octaprenyl-6-methoxyphenol hydroxylase activity; oxidoreductase activity, acting on paired donors, with incorporation or reduction of molecular oxygen, NAD(P)H as one donor, and incorporation of one atom of oxygen; FAD binding
Source: RefSeq, a predicted model, not a curated record